Prosopis cineraria is the source of this 3791-nucleotide messenger RNA. RefSeq lists its product as uncharacterized. Bases 793 to 3402 code for a protein of 869 amino acids. The transcript is spliced from 7 exons. The record is from RefSeq and is a predicted model, not a curated record. NCBI's taxonomy places the organism in Eukaryota, Viridiplantae, Streptophyta, Magnoliopsida, Fabales, Fabaceae.
UCGCUUCUCUCUCAACGAGCCACCAGUUAUCAACACCCUUCUUUCCCUCUCGCUCCUACUGUCCUGCCUGACAAGUUUCCCAUCCCCAUUCCUGUGGUUGCUGAUUUUCUCGCUCGCACGAAGGAAUACUGAAACGCUGCUAAUUGAAAUCGCGGCUUGCUAGUAAGAGCCUAUUGUUUUCACUUGUUAAGUUAUCAGUUCAAAUGGGCAAACGGCAAUGAAUAGCGUUCCUUUCAGUCUUCUCUGAUCUACCCCUUUUUCCUCUGACCAGAUGCUUGAUUGGAAGGAUUAGCAAUGGCCGUAUCCAUGCUUUGCAGUUUGUGUGGCACCAUAUAAGGCUGCUGGGAUUAUUAUUGAUUUCUCUCACACGAGACAGGUAGUAUGGUUUUUAAUUUUUAAGGAUUAUCUCCGCAUUGGUCUCCUCGCGUCUGGUUAAUCUGCAGUUUCCGUUAUUCUAAUUCUAAAUUCCAAAUGUAUUCAAAUUGUUAACAAUCGACUUAUUGCACACAAAAAAUGAACAUAAAUGCACAAAGAAGAUUAAGGGGCACACAAGCGAACCUAUAAAAAACUUGCUGUAACAGUUAGGUUUAGGUUGCAGCAGUAGAUAAUGGAUGAAAUCUUCUGGCGUUGCUCUUCUGUGCCAUGGACACAUCUUGAUUUAUUACAUUUAUUCCAAAGUAUUAUGGUUUAUUAUAGGUUUCUAGAUCGACUUUAUUUUUCUCUGAACUUUUAGGGAGCUAUUUUGAAUCAGAUGGGUUAUAAUUAUAAUUUUACCUUGAAUUAAAAGUAUUAAUGUUUCUGUAUUAUAAAAAUAUAUUACAUGAAGGUCUAUUUACUUUUGCUUCAAGAAUGGGAGUUGAGAAAGCAGGAACAAAAAGUGGAGGUGGACACGUUGGUGGGUUUUUCCAGUUGUUUGACUGGACUUCAAAAUCUCGGAAGAAACUGUUUGCUUCUAAGUCAGAUGUACCAGAAUCUUUGAAGCAGGGAAAAAAAGUUGAUGGCAACUUGGCAAUGACACGGCCCUAUGUGGUGAUGAAUGAAGAUGAAAUUGGAGCCGGGGCAAGUGUUAGAGGAAGUGAUCAUAGUUAUGCUUCAUCAGUUACAGAUGAUGAGGCAUGUGGAACAAGGGUCCCAGGCGUAGUUGCUCGGCUUAUGGGAUUAGAUGCUCUACCCCCUUCUGGUUUUCCUGAGCCCUAUUCUUCUCCAUAUUUUGAUACCCCAUCCCUUCAAGAUGCUCAAUGUUGCAGGAAAAAUCUCAACUAUCAGUAUGAUCAUGCCAUUUAUUCUGGAAAUUUGGGUGAAAAAGUUGAGAGCUCUUCGAGGAACUUCAUGGAGCCAAAGCCCCGGAAGACCGUUAGCAGGCCAAUUGAGAAGUUCCAAACAGAAGUAUUGCCACCUAAGUCAGCUAAAUCGAUUCCUGUUACACAUCAUAAGCUUUUGUCUCCUAUCAAGAGUCCUGGCUUUGUUCCAAGCAACAACCCUGCUUAUAUAAUGGAAGCAGCUGCAAGGAUUAUCGAACCUCGGCCCCAAGCUACUGUAAAGCCUAAAACUCCAUCGAUAGCUUCGUCUUCUGUGUCAUUGAAGGUUCGAGGACUUAAAGAAAAAGUGGAGGCUUCACAAAAAGGACCUCUUUUUGGGUUAUCUACAGUAAAAUCCAGAGCCAGAGAUUUGAAAGAAAAAAGAGAGGUUUCUCAAAGAACAAUUAGGCUUUCCGAACGUUCUCAAAAAUUGGUUGAGUCAAAUGCUGCUAUGUAUCUCAAGGGACAGUCCUUAAAUAAAAGUUGGAAUGGAUCUACGGAUUCAUCCAUUGGAUCAACGGAUGCAGGAGAAGAUUUUUCACUACAGAAUAAAGGAAAGUCUAUCUCGCUUGCAAUCCAAGCAAAAGUGAAUGUUCAAAGGAGGGAAGGCUUGAGUUUGAAUGGCAGUAGAGGUUUGGUGGGGCAGAAAGAACAUCACGAGCUUAAACCCAACCCACCUUUGAGGACUAAUGUUCAAAAGAAUUUGCAGAAAAAAUCUUCUGUGCAGGGUACUAAUGGUGUUCUCCGAAAAACAAUCAAAAACAGAAUUGUUCGGUUGAUAAGGGCAAGCUACCAUCAAAGGCAUCAAUUUCCAAUGAUAGGAAAGUUCUGUCGGGGGGCUCAUCCUACGGACGUCAUAGAACUUCUAGUAGUAGAUCUGCCGGGAAACCCAAAACUGGUACAAGGAAGUCAAGCUUGGGUGCCUCAGAUUGUGAAAAUGAAGUUUUCUAUACCAGUACAAAUAAUUUCCCUAGAAAGAAAAGGUCCACCGACAAGGACUGGAAUGAUCGGGAGAUGCUUUGAGUAUUCUUUUAGAGCAGAAACUAAGGAAUUAAUGUAUGGAGCUGAUACUCCAUAUAACAGCUCUUCUAAAGCCUGGACGUCUUCUAGUAUUGCAUCAAACUCAGUAGAUCCGAUAUCUUCCCCUAGUUUAGUUAAUCCCCUCCCAAGAUUCCAACAAAAGGACCAAGACGUGAUAUCUACAGAUACCUUAUGCACCAGGCAAUAUUCUGACAUCUCUCCCACUAGUCUUCCAGAUGUAACAUCAAAACAUAAGUCAUUGGUUGUUGAUGGGAUGAAGGAGUUUAGGUCCAAUCAUAUGGAAUCACAGUUAUUCAACUGUCGACACCCAAGUCCAAUCUCUGUUCUUGAACCUUCUUUCUCAACUGAAAGUUGUGAAUCUCUAGUCAGCACAAGUGCUAUUAAUAGCACAGGAGAAAGCAAGUUGUGCUCAUCUGUCCAAGCUCAGGAAGUCUUUGGUCCGAACACUUCAAGGAAGUUUUAUCAUGCAGAAGCUGACACUGAGUUAUCAGAUUCAGCUUCUUCAACCUCAUCUGGAACUAUUUUAAAGAAGCAUACAGGUACAUUUUCUGUAAUGAAGUUUGGAAGAUCGAGUACAUGGGAAUUGGACUAUGUGAAAGAAAUAUUGUGUAAUGUAGAACUGAUGUUUAUGGACCAUGCCCUUGGUCAAGCACGAGAGAUUGUGAGCCCCCAUCUAUUCAAUCAGUUGGAAAGCAUGAAAGAAGGGUUUGAGAAUGUUGGUGGUGAGUCAAGGAUAAACAGGAAAGUUAUGUUUGAUUGUGUGAGUGAAUGCAUGGACACAGCGUGUAGGCGUUAUGCAUGUGGGGGAUACAAAAUGUGGGCCAAAGGGGUCAUGAAGGUGAGAAAGAAUGAACGGUUGGCUGAGGAAGUGUACAAAGAGAUUUCUAGUUGGGGAGCCAUGGGGGAUUCAAUGGUCGAUGAACUUGUAGAUAAGGACAUGAGCAGCCAAUAUGGACGAUGGCUCAAUUUUGAUGUUGAUGCUUUUGAACUAGGAGCAGAGGUUGUGGAUCAAAUAUUUGAUUCUUUGGUCAAUGAUUUUGUCGCUGAAAUCUUGCAAAAUUAACAUCCAAAUGCUGUUACAAUGGUGGGCUGAAGGGGGUUGCAAUUGUGAGAAAGAAUGAACGAUUGGCGUAUGAAGUGUCCUGUCCAAGGAGAUUUCUGGUUGAUGGCUUGUGGUGGAUAAGGAACAUAAUAAGCUAAUAUGGAAGAUGGCUAGAUUUUGAUAUCGGAGCUUUCGAACAAGCUGAGGUUGAGGAUCAGAUAUUUUACUCUUGGGUCGAUGAUAUUUUUGCCGAAACCUUGCGAUAUAACAUCUAAAUGAUUCUUCCUUCCUGUUUUAAAUCCCUAUUUCCCUACCCUCUGGGGUGUGUGAUUAAGAUUUUUGGCAUUGUCUCAAAGUGGAUUACAAAGUCAUAUAAAUAUCACAUAAAGUCAUUUAUUUCUGUUGCUUCA